UCGCCUUCACUUCCGGUCUGUGACGCGUGCAGCUGGGGAGUGGGCUGAAAAACUUGUGGCACUGCUGGAUCUUAACAAACAGCUGCACAACUUGAGCUCUGCACUGCAGGAUUGUUCGAGAAGUCGCGGUUUAGUGUUUGUGGUGUUUAUCACAGACUGUGUGCGUCCAUUCUACAAAAAGUCAGUGGAGGAGAUCAAACUCAUCAGAUUCACCUGCAGCUUCAUCAUGGCUGAUUCACAAGGAUCCAGAGGUGGAGAUUUUUCUGCAGGAUGCAGCCAUGACUCUAAACUUGCUGAAGUCCUCAACACAUUGAAAUCAAAUCUGAGGAAGAAGUUUGAGUGUUUGUAUGAGGGAAUAUCAAAGCAGGGAAACACAACACUCCUGAAUAAAAUCUACACAGAGCUCUACAUCACAGAAAGUGAAACUGGAGAGAUCAAUAAUGAGCAUGAGGUGAGACAGAUUGAGACACAGUCCAGGAGAUUAGAAACAAAGGACACACCGAUCAAAUGCAAUGACAUCUUUAGACCUUUACCUGGACAAGACAAACCCAUCAAAACUGUGCUGACAAAGGGAGUUGCUGGCAUUGAAAAAAAAGUCUCUGUGCAGAAGUUCAUCCUGGACUGGGCUGAAGGGAAAGAGAAUCAGGACAUCCAGUUCAUAUUUCCACUUCCUUUCAGAGAGCUUAACUUGAUGAAGGACAAAACACUCAGUCUUUCUGAUCUUCUUCAUGUCUAUUUCCCUGAAACAAAAGAAAUGGAAAUAUCCAAUGACAAAUGUAAAGUGUUGUUCAUCUUUGAUGGUCUGGAUGAGUGUCGUCUGUCUCUGGAUUUUCGGAGCGAUGUGAGGUUGUGUGAUGUGACUGAAUCAGCCUCAGUGGGCGUGCUGCUGAUGAACCUCAUUGUGGGGAAUCUGCUUCCCUCUGCUCUCAUCUGGAUCACCUCCAGACCAGCAGCAGCUGAUCUCGUCCCCUCUGAGUGUGUCCAUCGAGUGACAGAGGUACGAGGAUUCAGUGACCCACAGAAGAAGGAAUACUUCAGGAAGAGAAUCAGUGAUCAGAGUCUGGCCGACAGGAUCAUCUCACACCUGAAGUCAUCAAGGAGCCUCUUUGCUAUGUGUCAAAUCCCAAUGUUCUGUUGUAUCACAGCCACUGUUCUAGAGAAGAUGUUGAGUGAAGCAGCGAGUGGAGAGAUUCCCAAGACUCUCACUGAAAUGUACACACACUUCCUGAUCCUUCAGACCAACAUCAAAUAUGAGAAGGACAAUGAGAAGAAACUAAAAGAUAAAGACAUGAUCUUAAAACUGGGGAAACUGGCUUAUCAGCAGCUUGUGAAAGGAAACCUGAUCUUCUGUGAGGAAGACCUGAUAGAGUGUGGCAUUGAUAUGACAGAAGCAUCAGUGUACUCAGGAUUGUGCCCUCAGAUCUUCAGAGAGGAGUUGGGCUUGUAUCAGGGGAAAGUCUUCUGCUUUGGUCAUCUGAGCAUUCAGGAACAUCUAGCAGCUCUAUAUGUGCAUCUCUCCUUCAUAAACAAUAACAUCAAUGUGUUUGACCAGAACACCAGAGUUUCACUAUCUGAUCUCCAUCAGAGAGCUGUGGAUGAGGCUUUAGACAGCAAAAAUGGGCAUCUGGAUCUUUUCCUUCGUUUCCUUCUGGGUCUGUCAGUGAAUUCUAAUCAGAGUCUCUUACAGGAACUAAUGACACAGACAGGAAACCGCUCUCACAACAAUGAGAAAACUGUUCCCUAUAUUAAAAAGAAGAUCAGUGAGAAUCAUUCUCCAGAUAAAUACAUCAAUCUGUUUCACUGUCUGGAUGAACUGGGUGAUCUUUCACUUGUGAAUGAAACUUUCCGUAAUUUGGGCUAUGGAGGAUUGAGUAAAGUGAAACGUUCCUCAUCUCAGUGGUCAGCUGUAGUUUUUGUGUUGUUGACCUCAGAGUGGGGAAAGUAUCAGCUUGAGCUGAACAGAUUAAUUGGAGAAAAAAAUAAUUACGCAUUUGUCAACGUGAAUGCAGAAAAUACACCAGAUGAAGUCCUUCAGAAGAUGCUGCCUGUGGUUACAGCAACUAGAUCAGUUGUGUUGAGUAAUUGUGGUAUCACAGCUGAAGGUUGUGCUGCUCUGGCUUCAGCUCUGAGAUCAACUGCCUCACUCCUGAGAGAUCUGGAUCUGAAUUUUAAUAAUAUAGGAGACUCAGGAGUGAAGAUGCUCUCUGCUGGACUGGAGAAUUCUUACUGUAAACUGGAGACCUUGAGGUUGAGACAGUGUGGUGUCACUGAUGAAAGUUGUGCUGCUCUGGCUUCAGCUCUGAGAUCAAACCCCUCAAACCUAAGAAAACUAAAACUGACUGAGAAUAAACUUGGAGACUCAGGAGUGAAGCUACUCUCUGCUGGACUGAAGAGUCCUCACUGUAAACUGGAGGCACUGAAGUUGAAGGAUUGUGGUGUCACAGAAGAAGGUUGUGCUGCUCUGGCUUCAGCUCUGACAUCAAACCCCUCACACCUGAAAGAACUGGGUCUGGAUGGGAAUAAUAUAGGAAACUCAGGAGUGAAGCUGCUUUCUGCUGUACUGGAGAUCCCUCACUUUAAAUUAGAGAAUUUGAGGUUGAUGGAUUGUGGUAUCACAGAAGAAGGUUGUGUUGCUCUGGCUUCAGCUCUGAGAUCAAACCCCUCACACCUGAGAGUACUGGUUCUGGAAGGGAAUAAACUAGGAAACUCAGGAGUGGAGCUGCUCUCUGAACUGAAGAAUAAUCCACAUUAUAAAUUGCAGCUACUAUGGUAA
Ctenopharyngodon idella (grass carp) is the source of this 2773-nucleotide messenger RNA. RefSeq names its product NACHT, LRR and PYD domains-containing protein 3-like. The transcript has 8 exons. The record is from RefSeq and is a predicted model, not a curated record. The coding region runs from base 227 to 2773 and encodes 848 amino acids. Lineage: Eukaryota; Metazoa; Chordata; Actinopteri; Cypriniformes; Xenocyprididae. Gene Ontology annotation, molecular function: protein binding.